AUGUUCCGACAUCGCCCGCUCCUCCUAUUCUUUUUGGGGGCCCAGUUGUGGCAUCUUCUAUGUCACGGAGCCCCUACUACGGUGUCGUACGUCUACCGGGGCGAUACAAGAUCGCCCGGCGAGAUCAAACGACUUGGAGGGUUUCUCGCGAAGGGCCAAACCAGGUUCGGACUUCAAACUGCGGACACCAGCCUCUUCAAUCACAUGAAAGGUACCCAUAACAUAAAGAGCCGGGACGAAGACGGAUUCGUCUCCACCAGUACCAGCGAAACCGUCGCAGCAACGUUUGUUUACGGGAAGCCUUCGGCCUUCGUUUACAAGAUUCACGUUACCCCAAACAUGAUUGAUACUGUUGGCACCCUUGGUAAAUACAGUGACUUCGAUGAGGAACUCGAGUUCGCGGCCUUGGGAGGCAUCAAGUACGAACAGAUAGUCUCCUGGAGACAGUUGAAAGGCAGGAAUCUCGGGAAGUCGACCAUGAACAAAGACUUCGACAAACGAAAGUACGGCUCGGCGGCCGCCGGUGGUGUGCAAUAUCAGCUGGCUGGCUUCCCUCCAAACCACAAGGCUUGGCGUGAAGAGCCCUGGAAGAGUCACAAACCUUCGAAGCGCGACAUUGGCAAGAAGUCAGGCUUCAAUUCUGAUUUUCCGAGCAGCUCACGCUCGAGUGCCCCAAUUGAUGCGGGGGCUGUCUGA
Molecule: messenger RNA, 696 nt
Organism: Colletotrichum siamense
Lineage: Eukaryota; Fungi; Ascomycota; Sordariomycetes; Glomerellales; Glomerellaceae
Gene: ctxA-0
Product: Cholera enterotoxin subunit A
Exons: 2
Coding region: 1-696 (231 amino acids)
Molecular function (GO): toxin activity
Source: RefSeq, a predicted model, not a curated record